Molecule: messenger RNA, 6804 nt
Organism: Xyrauchen texanus (razorback sucker)
Lineage: Eukaryota; Metazoa; Chordata; Actinopteri; Cypriniformes; Catostomidae
Product: inter-alpha-trypsin inhibitor heavy chain H5-like
Exons: 14
Coding region: 117-3080 (987 amino acids)
Biological process (GO): hyaluronan metabolic process
Molecular function (GO): serine-type endopeptidase inhibitor activity
Source: RefSeq, a predicted model, not a curated record
UGCUUCACUGCUGCUGUCUUGGGAUGGGUGGGACACAAUAACUCACACUUCACGACCACUGGACAUUCAUUCGAUCCACUCCGGAGACGAGCCAGUGAAGAAAAACAUAUCUUAAUAUGUUGCUGAUAGUGCUCGUCUUGUGUCUGUGUCCAGUAUUUCAAUGCCAAAUUGAGGCUUCUGAAUUUCCAGAGGAUGUGGACCUUGAAGACUACAUGAUUUCUGACAUGGAUUUAAAUGCCGCUCCUCAUAGAGUACCGCGGCAGGUGAAAACGCUACUAACCAAGGAAACUAAACCUCACAUUCAGGAGCUGUCAGUCCAGACCACCAUCAUCUCGCACUAUGCCUUCACAGCGGUGUCCUGCAGCAUGCUCAACAGACACUCUGCUGCAGCUCAAGGGAUCUUUCAGUUCCACAUCCCUUCUUCUGCAUACAUCUCCAACUUUAGCAUGAUUGUGGGAGGACGAGUCUUUCCCAGUCAGGUAAAGCCUAAAGAGAAGAAGAUGAAGAAGGAAGGGGGAGAAACCAAUGGCAAACCGAAGAUGAGGGACUCACCAGAACAGAGUGAGGGUGAAAUGGAGGUGUUUCGCAUGGAGGUCACUAUUCCAGGACGUAACCGUGCCAUGUUCUUCCUGACCUACGAAGAGCUUCUGGAGAGGCGAUUGGGCCGUUAUGAACAUGUGACCAGUGUUAGGCCCAUGCAAUUGGUCAGCAAACUCAGUGUGGGCGUUACCAUUGUGGAGCACUCCCGCAUCACUUACCUAGAAGUCUUACCCUUACGGAAUGGCAAAACUUCAGCUUCCAAUGGCAACGGGAAGGCAGAUGGUAAUGUAGGACCACCAGUUUCCACAUUAGUUAAACAAAAUGAAACCUUCUGCAAGAUCAGCUUCACUCCCAACAUUGCCCAGCAGGCCAAGAUUGUUACCAAUGGAAUGCUGGGAGAUUUUGUGGUGCACUAUGAUGUAGAGAGAGAAAUGGGCAUCGGGAAUAUACAGGUGCUCGAUGGACAUUUUGUGCACUAUUUUGCCCCUAAAGACUUGCCUGUAGUGCCUAAGAAUGUUGUAUUUGUAAUUGAUUCCAGCGCUUCAAUGCUUGGGACUAAAAUCAAGCAGACCAAAGAGGCUUUGUUCACAAUCCUACGUGAGCUGCGACCCAACGAUCACUUCAAUUUUGUCUCUUUUUCCAAUCGCAUCCGUGUAUGGCAGCCAGGCAAACUAGUGCCAGUCACACCCAACAAUAUACGUGAUGCCAAGAAGUUCAUCUACCUGAUCUCACCCACUGGGGGCACUGACAUCAACAGUGCCAUUCAGACAGGCUCGAAAUUGCUGAGUGACUACCUAUCCAGCACAGAAGAGGCCCAUCACAACAGUGUGUCACUCAUCAUCUUCCUGACGGAUGGGCGGCCCACGGUAGGUGUUGUGCAGAGUCAAGCCAUCCUUGGUAACACCAAAGCAGCAGUCCAGGAGAACUUCUGCCUCUUCACCAUUGGGAUGGGUGAUGAUGUGGACUACAGGCUGCUGGAAAGGAUGUCCCUGGAGAACUGUGGAACCAUGAGGAGGAUCCCAGAGGACACUGAUGCUAAAAAUAUGCUCAAAGGGUUCUACGAUGAGAUUGGCACACCACUGUUAUCUGAUAUCCGGGUGGAAUACUCAGAGGAUGCUGUGGAAUACAUCACUCAGAACCUUUUCUCUAACUACUUCAAUGGCUCAGAGCUUGUCGUGGCGGGAAAGCUGACCAAUCGCAGCUCAGACUCUCUACAUGUUCAGGUGACCGCUAGCAACAGUGAGCGAAGCAUCUUGCUAGAGAAAGACGUGUCUUUACGGGAACGUGAGCGGGAAACGGAAAGGCAGCUAAUUGAAGCAGAAGCGGGACCGAAUGCGGACGGUUAUGUGGAGCGACUGUGGGGAUAUCUGAGCGUUAAAGAUGGACUUAAGGGACGACUUCGCAGCCAGACAAGCAGAGAGCGAGAAAACUACACGCACCACGCUACGAAUAUUUCUUUAAUGUACAACUUCCUAACGCCGCUUACACAAAUGGUCAUGGAGAAACCACAAGUGCUUGCCAAUGGAACUUUAGCAGAAGCAGUAUCCACAGAAGCCCUGCCCGCCAAAGCUCCACCCUCUAUUGAAUCAUUCAAUCAGCUAUCGGAAGAUGACAACAACCUAGUACCCCAGAACCUCAUCAGAAAUGGACAACCGAAAGCGAGUUCUGCAGUUGCUAAGGAAACAAGUGUCACACGCAAGCCUGCAAAAAAGUCUAUCACCCUAUCCAAAACAUCCGCUGAUGGAGAUCCUCAUUUUGUGGUGGACCUCCCCAACAGUAAACUGACAGUAUGUUUCAACAUCAAUGGAGAGCCAGGACACAUCCUCAGACUGGUGACUGACCAUAAACACUCAGGUGUGACUGUUAAUGGUGCACUGAUUGGUGCUCCAGCCCCAACUGGCAGUCAUAAAGAACAGAGGACAUAUUUCAGCACAAUAACUAUAAUAGCUGAUAAGCCUAAUCGCUCUUACAUUGAGGUGACCCCACAAAAGAUUGUACUGAAUGGCCGUGACCGGAUGAUUCUUCCUUCCAGCUCCAGUAUUUCAGUUGAAACUACAAACCUGGCUGUGGUAUUAAUUGCUAACACCAACCUGACAGUAACCAUCCAAGGGACCAUCAAAUUUAUCAUCCUAUUCCACUAUUACAAAAAUCCAGCCCCCUAUCAGCGAAAUCACCUGGGCUUCUACAUUGCUAACAGCAAAGGGCUAAGCAAGAAUACACACGGUUUGUUAGGUCAAUUCCUGUAUGAGGACAUUGGAUUGACACAACUUCCUGGAAACUUCAGCAUUGGUGUAGAAAACAGCACACAGAAAACACUAGGGAAAAAUGUCAUGCUACCCAGUUACCCUGCUCUGAAGGUGAAGAAUCGAACCGUCACUGUUAUAAAAAAGAGUCGACGACUCUACUCAGGAAAGCAGACAGUAGACUGCUGGUUCGCCAAGAACAAUGCGGCUAAACUGAUUGACGGACAGUACAAUGAUUAUGUCGUGUCGCAUCUGUUUGACACAGGGGACUGGGCUAAUGGAACCAACACACACUGAGACACACACAUCAACACACUGUAUGCACAGUAUAUGAUUCCAUUGGUCUGAAGAGUCAAAAAAUAUAUAUAUAUAUUCCCUAGCCAUAAACAUUUUGGAAAACCAUAACACACAAUAUGCAGUAUUUGAAUUAUAUAAUUUAUAUUCAAUAAUGUGUGGACAUACUACUCUACUGUUUCAAAUGUACAAACAUGUUAGUAUAUACUGUAUAUUUUUUGUUCAUACAGUAAUAAGACUGUUUUUUGGUACUCGAUUUAUACUAAUGAAUUAAAUAUUAACAAAAAGACUGACAUUGUUUAGAUAUAGCGCACAACAGUAGGAUUACAGAAUUAAAAAUGUCAUUAAUUUUCUCCAUAGAUAAUUUGAUGUUAAUGAUAGCGUACAAACCUUUCAAAAUAGGUCGACCAUGCAUGAGCUCAGAGAUUAAGCCAUGACAUACUGUAUGCUUCUGUAGAAGCCACAAAGCAAAACUUAAUUUGUAAAAAAAGUGCUUUAUAGCCAAAUUCCCAGUGAAUCACUACACUACUCAUAAGCCUCAAGAGAGAUCAACCAAUCAGACGAGUUGCUGUUACCAUGGAACCCUCGUUCUUUGAAACUCUUGCAAGUUAUGCUGUUACCAAGGUUAGGGUUACGUUUAGGGGUAGGGAUGCAGCGAAACUCCAAAUAAACAGCAUAUGAAUUUCAAAUUUAAAUUUCACAAGACCUUGCAGAACAAAUGCUUAUUAUCAUGAUACUGUCAAGCUCAGUGCCUUCUCACUUCUAUUUAGGGUUGCCAACUGUCCUGUUUUAGCUGGAGGCAUCCAAAAUUACAACUUCCCACUCCCAUUUAGAUUGCCAACUGGCUAAAUGCUUUAGGGUGAACCCUGUUUGGUAUUGAAGGGCUCAAAAUGCUAGUGUCCUGUAUUUCAAUAGCAAAAAGUUGGCAACCCUACUCCCAUGAAACAUUGUGAAAGAAGUAUAUUACAACAUUUUCAUAUAGUCAUGUCAAACAUAUUAUAUUUUAUACUAAUAGGUAAUGACAUAAAGACAAUUGAAUAGCUUCAUACUUUUGUUUCUGAUUUAUCAUUCGCAAAGCUUCCUGGAAUGAGUAGUUAAUUUCCUUCUAAGACACAUUUUUGUUGUUGCUUAGAAUAUAAUGUUAUUGUGAUUCAUCUGGACAAUUUGUGAUUUUGUAAAUGCCUAUUUAGAAAUAGAUAAUGGGAAAUAUACUUUCAGAAACAAUUGCGUAGAAGAAGUGGGUGAUUACUGUUGCGCUCUAUUACAAAGGAUAAAAAGUGUUCAUGUUGAGCAAACAACAACAGCUCUUUUAUUGUCAGAACUAUACAAGUGUAUGUUUAGAAAUGUGGCCAAUCUGAGUUGACUGAUGCCUGAUUGCGUACAACCUGUCUGGCCCCUGUCAUCAGAGGGGGUCAAAGGGUUGCCAUCCCUUCCAGGUGUUCUUACCUGAGUGUACAUACCUCUCAAUCACUGAAGAGGUAGCCCUUUUGUACCAAAAGACUUUGUUGAAUAUGGUUAGAAUAAAGUCAGUGUGCAGGCACAUAGCUGUUGCUCUUCACAUAAAAGCUCUGGAGAUGACUAACCCUACUUAGGGCUCUUCAGACCAAACACGUUCUCUGCCUUGAGUGCUUUAUUGCUUUUUGAAAAUGGUAAGCCUAUUCCAAAAAUAAUUUUGGACACAUAUUUUCUUUAAAUGUUAUUUUACAAGUAAAUUCAUUAAGUGGCAUAUUUCUACUAGACGUUAUAAAGUAAUGUUAAUAGUUGACCUCUAUGUGUGCUGAGCAGUUAUAUACACAGUAGCUAGGUGUGUAACAGAUGUUUCACAUCGUAGCUAUUACCAUAUAGUGUAUUCAAACAUGGCUGGAAUGCUGUAUUGAUCAAGCAGCAUCCAGGACCAGAACUAUUCCAUUUAAUAAGGAAAGUUUUGUUCAAGGACAGUUUUUUGUAUUUUUUAAUUUACAUUUUUAUGCCAAGGACCCUCAAAUAUGAUGGCCUAGAGCAGCUGAUUCCCAACCCUAUUCCUGGAGGCACAUCAACAGUACACGCUUUUGAUGUCUCCUUAAUCUAACACACCUGAUUCAACUCAUCAGCUCGUUAGAAAAUACUCCAAGACCUGAAAUGGAUGCAUCAGAUCAGGAACAGGGUUGAGAAACACUGCCCUAGAGGGAACCCCCUUACUAUCAAGGCAGCUAUAUAUUUUCAUGAACAAAGACAACAUGUUGUUGGUAAAAUGUAUUAAUUGUCUUUUAAAUUGUCAUUGAACUAAAGCCAAAACAAUAUAUGGUACAUUCUGAGAAUAUGUAAUUAAUCUUAUGGUAACCUCUUCAACUCUGCGGAACCAUUGGUGGGUUCAAAAGGGGGCACUAUUUCACGAAAAAUGUUUACAAGUAAAAUGUUCAUGUCUCUGAAUGCCUAAGUCAGGCAUAUGGGGUAUCGUUUGAAAGCUUAGAUUCUGAACUUUUUAAAGAUAAACAUCAUUUCUGCAAUUUAUGUUACAUAAAAUAACAAAAUAAGGCCUGAAAUCAUUUGCGUUGCAAAUCAGCGCCACCUAGAGGUCAUGUGGUGGAAAUAUUGAAAUGAAAAUAAGUCUUUCAAAAGCACUUAAAUAGACAAAUUAUAUAUCCAAUGAAAGCUCUCAUUCUCGGAAAUAUGACUGUACAGUUUAUUCUGUUGCCCUAAUACCACAGUUUGAAAGAUUUUUCAAAGAAUCACAAAGUGAAAUAUGAUAUUUGUGAGACAACAAAUAUAAAUGUCUCUAUUAUGCACUGAUCACUGCUGCUGUAAGCCCCAAAUAGAUAAAAACUUGUUCAGAUGCUCUAGUGGUCCAAUUUUUUAAAAAGCCUUUAUUAAAUCAUGGUUAUUGGAUUAAAACAUACCACAAACCGAUGUACACCCAAGUAGCACUCCUUGCAUGCUAUGUUUGACUGAGAAAAAACUUUAUAUCUGCUUUUAUCAAAGCCAGUUUUCUAAAACAAAUUAGCUUGCUUGUGUAAAUAAUCCAAUGUUGUACCUUAGAUGUCCAGAACAGUCCAGCAGGAAAUGCAUGCUAAACAAAUCAACAAGAAAUAUGUUAUCGACUAUUGAUUAUAUAAUGUUAUACAUCAUUGCAAAGGGGAGGAUGCUUUCUCAGCUUUCUAAUGACACCUAGAUUUAGCUUCUAGUCCACUCAGAGGCCAAGAUAUUCAAUGAAUCAAUCAGGGUGGUGCAUGAACUGAAAAAUAUACUGAAUGUCUAUGGUCGAGCACAUCUGUGAGGGCUAAAAUGUGUAACAGCACCACCUUCAUUCAUAUCGGCAGGACAAAUUCUUUUUUUUCUAGUAUUUGCUAUCAUCUAGUAAACUAAAAUAAGGACUUUGUAGGGAGAUAGUAUGAACAGAACCAGAUUUACAUGCUUACAAAUUUAGGACUUUAAAAAAAAAUAGAUAUUCAUCAUAAGAUUGUAAAAAUAUGGAAUAGUAUUAAUGAAUAUUGGAGUCUUUUUUUUAUUAUUUGUGGGAUUUUCUGAAAAAAUGUGUCAAUUGUUUUUGCAAUUAGUCUACAGUAUGUGUAAAUGUGAAUUUGAGUGUGAAAAAUUGCAGGCAGCAGCCCAGGAAGAGGAAUGAGUUAUUAUUAAAAAAAAAAAAAAUUAUCUUUGUUUUUUCUUUUUUAAAUUUUUCCCCAGACCUAAGUUUGAAAACUCAAUUUGACAGGACUUUUUCAUAACAAUUAGGAUUUUCACAUUUUGAAUU